Messenger RNA from Fraxinus pennsylvanica, 666 nucleotides. NCBI's taxonomy places the organism in Eukaryota, Viridiplantae, Streptophyta, Magnoliopsida, Lamiales, Oleaceae. The record is from the annotation of a GenBank genome assembly.
AUGGCUGAACUCAACAUCAUUUUCAAACGCUGGAAGAUAGCUGGGAAAGCCAUUCAAAAUCUCAUGUUCCACCACAGCCACCACAGGUCCACCACCGGCCACCGCGGCUCACCACUUGACUCACCAAUUGAAUAUGAGUUUAGCUGCAGUAACAGCCCGGCUUACCCUAAUAUCCAUCUUCCUUUCCACCUCAACAAACGUAAACACAACCACCACCGCGCCCCCUUCUCGCCGGCAGCGAUGGAGGAGGAUUAUGCCACUAUGAAUGCGGCGGUGAGGACGCUGGAGAUGCUUAAUAGUGCGGCAGCGUCACCGGCUUUGCCAGGAUUUGGAAAGAGCGGGAUGGUUAGGCAGCUGAGGAUAACAGAUUCUCCAUUUCCCUUGAGGGAUGCUGAUGCCGAUAAUCAUGUAGAUGAAGCUGCUGAGGAGUUCAUAAAGAGCACCCAGCUGGCAAACCGGAGAAGAACAGCAACAAACCAGAGACGAGCAACUCAGGCAAAACUACUUCAGUUGAUGUUGUUAAUUAGUUGGAUAGAUAAUUCUGUUAGCCUCAGGUUGUUAGGCAUUGACCCAAUACUCAACACACAGCGAGUAGAGAAUUUUCGUCUCCUCUCUUUUGAAGCAUCCCAGUUUGCACAAUCUUGUAGGAGUAAAGGGAGGAAGUAG